AUGUCCAGAGGAGACAUGGCCAAACCUCUCCUGGGCCAUCGGAGCAUGGAGGGCGACCCCAGCACCACGCCUCCGGCUGGCCGCACCAUUGGGGUGCUGGGGAGCGGGGACUUUGCGCGGUCGUUGGCCAUCCGACUGGUGUGCUCCGGCUUCAAGGUGGUGGUUGGCAGCCGCAACCCGAAGCGGAAAGCCAGCCUCUUCCCUUCGGCAGCAGAAGUCACCUUCCAGGCCGAGGCGGUGAAGAAGACAGAUGUCAUUUUUGUCGCGGUUUUCAGGGAACAUUACUCCACCCUCUGCGACCUGGCUGAUGUGCUGGCAGGCAAGAUCCUGGUGGAUGUUAGUAACAACACCGAGAUCAACUACCACAAGGAAUCCAACGCCGAGUACUUGGCUUCCCUCUUCCCGGCCUGCACUGUGGUCAAGGGGUUCAAUGUGCUUUCUGCAUGGACACUGCAGGCGGGUGCCAGGGAUGGAAAUAAGCAGGUUCUGCUUUGCUCAAAUAACCAAGAGGCCAAGCGCACCGUAGCAGAAAUUGCUCAAGUCAUGGGAUUCACCCCUGUGGACAUGGGAUGCAUGUCAUCAGCCUGUGAGAUCGAGAACAUUCCUCUGCGCCUCUUGCCAGCCUGGAAGAUCCCCAUCUUGUUGUCUCUGGGGCUCUUUCUUUGUUUCUUCACUUACAACCUGAUCCGGCAGGUCAUCCACCCUUACAUCAGGGAGCAGAAGAACAAGUUGUACAAGAUCCCCAUCGAGGUGGUCAACACAACACUGCCUUGCGUGGCGUACGUCAUGCUGUCCCUCGUCUACCUGCCCGGGGUGGUGGCAGCCUGCUCACAGCUCUACUAUGGCACCAAAUACAGGCGCUUCCCAGACUGGCUGGACCAGUGGCUCCAGCACCGAAAGCAGAUUGGUCUCCUCAGCUUCUUCUGUGCAGCUUUGCAUGCUGUAUACAGCUUCUGUCUGCCCAUGCGCCGCUCCCACCGCUACCAGCUCAUUGAGAUGGCUGUCAAGCAGGCUGUCGAGAAGAAGAUGAAUAUCUGGGUAGAGGAGGAAGUCUGGAGGAUGGAGAUUUAUAUCUCUGUUGGAAUAAUUGCCCUGGGCUUGCUGUCGUUACUCGCUAUCACUUCACUUCCAUCCAUCGCAAACUCUCUCAACUGGAGGGAAUUCAGUUUCAUCCAGUCCACCCUUGGAUUUAUUGCCUUGGUAAUCAGCACUCUGCACACACUCACGUACGGAUGGUCAAGGGCUUUUGAUGAGAACCAGUACAAGUUCUACCUGCCUCCGACCUACACCCUCACACUGCUCGUCCCAUGUACUGUGAUCAUAGCAAAAGUCAUCUUCAGCUUGCCCUGCAUCCAGCACAGACUUCUACGGAUCAGGAGGGGCUGGGAGAAGGGCAGAUACGUGAAGUUUGUCCUGCCCAGUGCAACUGGGGAAUUUUCAAGCGGAGAGACCUCUAGCAAUGUCUAACUGAGCCCCAGGUGUGA
This is a messenger RNA of Indicator indicator, 1484 nucleotides long. RefSeq names its product STEAP3 metalloreductase (gene STEAP3). Gene Ontology annotation, molecular function: cupric reductase (NADH) activity; ferric-chelate reductase (NADPH) activity. The coding region runs from base 1 to 1467 and encodes 488 amino acids. The record is from RefSeq and is a predicted model, not a curated record. The transcript is spliced from 4 exons. NCBI's taxonomy places the organism in Eukaryota, Metazoa, Chordata, Aves, Piciformes, Indicatoridae. Gene Ontology annotation, cellular component: plasma membrane; endosome. Gene Ontology annotation, biological process: copper ion import.